GCGGCGCGGCGGGAGCAGCGGCGGCAGGAGCGCGCGAGCGGGCCAUGGGCAAGUCAGCUUCCAAGCAGUUUAAUGACGAGGUCCUGAAGGCCCACAACGAGUACCGGCGGCAGCAUGGCGUGCCCCCGCUGAAGCUCUGCAAGAAGCUCAACCGGGAGGCGCAGCAGUAUUCGGAGGCCCUGGCCAGCACGAGGAUCCUCAAGCACAGCCCGGAGUCCAGCCGGGGCCAGUGUGGAGAGAACCUGGCAUGGGCAUCCUAUGAUCAGACAGGAAAGGAGGUCGCUGAUAGAUGGUACAGUGAAAUCAAGAACUACAACUUCCAGCAGCCUGGCUUCACCUCCGGGACUGGACACUUCACAGCCAUGGUGUGGAAGAAUACAAAGAAGAUGGGAGUGGGGAAGGCAUCUGCCAGUGACGGGUCCUCCUUCGUGGUUGCCAGAUACUUCCCAGCAGGGAAUGUUGUCAACCAGGGCUUCUUCGAAGAAAAUGUCCUGCCUCCAAAGAAGUAAUUUGUCAAAUGUAAUGGGACGGUAGCAAACUUAAGAACAUAGAUAUGAAGUGCCUAGAACAACAAAAACUCAGCUGUGUGCCUGUCCCUGUGGGGGUGUGUGCUUGUGUGUGUGAUGCGUGUGUCUCUUGCACACAUGCUUGGAUAUACAGUUCUGCAUGAACUCACUCUUAUCAAAGGAAUAAGCAUAUGAAGGCUUUACCCUAAUGGUUACCUACACCAGAAUUAUUUGGACUUUGGGGGUAAAAAUCAAUUUUUAAACGUUUUUUGUUAUUUUCUAAGCAAACUUCUUUUAUACCUUUCUUACUUAUAAUACCCAUCCUUGGGCCUUUUGUAUUCCACAUGUUUGUGAUGCUAAGAAGUGAAGUUCAUUCUAUGUGAUCUUCGUGCAUUGUAAUCUACUUUUGGUAGAUAUUUAAAAAAAUCAAACUCUCAUUUAAAUGUGACACAAAAUACGGCUUUAAACAUGUAAAUAUAAAGGCAAUUUCUGUCAGAAACAUGGGGCAGGCAGGGGCUCUAUUUCACAGAAUGAUUGAGAUUUCUCAGUUGUGAGACCUGAUGUCAUCUGCAUGCCUCCUGGAAUUCUCUAAUGGGAUUGCCAAAGAACAGAUGGAGAAAAAAGCGUUACUUCCUCGCAUUUUUCUGCCUUUAAAUAGCAAAGUACCACCGCCACCCCUUGCCCCCCACCCUUUUGUCUGAAACUCCUCUGGCAUUCGAGAGUUCAGCAUGCCCCCCUGGUUUCUGAGGAGCUGGGCUAGGCCAGAAAUACACGCCUCCCCCUCCUCUUCUAGGUGGCCCGGGGCCUGUUCUGGGAGGGAGCCCCUUACACGCCUGGGCUCUUGGCCAAGCAGCCUUGGACAGAUGAAGUCAGAGAGCGUAGGAGGGAGGGUGAGCUCACUCUGGGCCCCAGAGGAAGCCCUCCAGCUUCAGCCCUCCCCCCUGCACACAGGGCGGGAGCCCAGGCCUGGCCCUGGCAGCUGUGGCUGCAGCUGUGCUGCUGCUCUUCCCUGGGUGUGUGACAGGCCCAAAUGUUCCAGGGAGACACCCCAUGUGGGGGCUUAGAGUCACUAAUUUAGUUCUGUGUUUUGCCUCAAACUGCACAGAGUUCCCCUGAAUAACAAUUUCACAUGGUCCUUGUGGGAGGGACCAACCCAGAUACCAAGUGGAGUGUCCCUGAAACUAUGGCGUGUCCCGGUGGGAAGGCAGCGGGGUCGGGAGUUAGGGGGUUGCCAGCUUAAAACAGGAGUCUGAGCGGCCAGUCUUUGAGAGAUGCUUCCUGAAGGUGGAUGUUGCACUGUGAACACAGUCGCCUGCUGUGCCCUUCAUUUCACCCAGGGAUAUUGACUAAAACCACAAUAAAAUCUUUCUUUUCUGUGA
Equus quagga is the source of this 1885-nucleotide messenger RNA. RefSeq names its product GLI pathogenesis related 2 (gene GLIPR2). The transcript has 5 exons. The record is from RefSeq and is a predicted model, not a curated record. Gene Ontology annotation, cellular component: extracellular region. Bases 45 to 509 code for a protein of 154 amino acids. NCBI's taxonomy places the organism in Eukaryota, Metazoa, Chordata, Mammalia, Perissodactyla, Equidae.